Molecule: messenger RNA, 8833 nt
Organism: Oryzias latipes (Japanese medaka)
Lineage: Eukaryota; Metazoa; Chordata; Actinopteri; Beloniformes; Adrianichthyidae
Source: RefSeq, a predicted model, not a curated record
CUUCCUCCCAGCUGAGGCCGUGAGUGCGGAUGAUCUGCGCGGGCCGACAUGGACCUGCGCUGCUUCACGUGUUCGCUUUUCCUGGCAUGUCUUUGCUGUACCGGAGGUCAACGCUUGGGGUGCCCUGAAGGAAAGUGGCAGUGUGAUGAUGGACAGUGUAUCACUGAAGCCUGGAGAUGUGAUGGACAAGGAGACUGCCUUGAUGGUUCAGAUGAAAUGGACUGUGCCGAGCUCUCAGGCUCAGAGUGUCCUGCAGGUCAGUUUUCCUGCCUGGACUCUGUUGGCUGUGUUAAUGCCUCUGCUCGCUGCGAUGGCAAAAUCCAGUGUCCUACUGGAUCUGAUGAGGAGAGCUGCCCACCCACCAAGGGCUGCAUAGACUCUGACUGGAUGUGUCAAAACGGCAUCUGCAUCCCGAAGGGACUGCGCUGCAACGGAGAAAACGACUGCAUGGAUAAUUCUGAUGAGGGUGACUGUGGAUUGUGUGAUGAGGGCGGCGUGCUAUGCCCAGAAGGGAAGUGUGUUUCUCCUGAAGAAAUGUGCGACGGGCAGCUUCACUGUUUGGAUGGCAGCGACGAGCCAAUAACCUGUGGCCGCAUCUGCUCCAUGAACAACGGCGGUUGCAGCCACGUAUGUACCGAUGAGUCCUGGGGGACACGCUGUGUUUGUCCUGCAGGGUAUGAGCUCUCCUCAAAUGGUGCAGUCUGUGAAGAUGUGAAUGAGUGCUCUUCUGCCUUGCCGCCUUGUGCACAUUACUGCAAAAACACUGUUGGCUCCUACCUUUGUCACUGCAAAAAAGGUUUCAAACUCAAUGAAGGCUCCAUUUGUCUGGCUUUAGGUAAUGCAACCCGAUUGCUGACAGUGCAGAGAAGCAAUUUAGGACUUUUGAAUGUCAAAUCUCAGCAGUUUAACAUCAUCCAGACUUCAGUGUCUGAUGCAGUGGCCUUAACAUAUGACAUUGCCAGAGGAUUGCACUACUGGGCUGAUGGCCGUGGGAGCAUCUACAAAACUAUUGGACGUCAAAGCUGGGCAGUCUACACGGGGGAGCCUGGGAUUCAAGCGCUGGCUUGUGAUUGGCUUAAUGGUUACCUUUACUGGACUAAUCUGAAGAUGGAAUCGAUCUACAUGCAGAUGCCUGAUGGGAGUUACACAACUCUGCUUAACAAAAAUGUCAAGCCGUCUGGGUUGGUUCUUUUACCUGUUGAGAGUUUGAUGUUCUGGAUCAAUGCGGGACCAGGUGAGAGGGUGACAAUCGAGAGGUCCUGGAUGGACGGGUCGGAUAGAAGCACUCUGACGGUUCUCACAGCCCAGUCUGCUCACAGCCUCACGGCUGAUGUCGCUGCCAGGAGACUGUACUGGAUCAGUGACUUCAAAAGGUCUGUAGAGACCGUGGGGGUGGAUGGGACCGGCCGUUACUCGUUUACAGGACUGUUCAGCAGGCGGCCCGCUCUGAGCCUGGCUGUGUUUGAAAGCAUGUUGUACUGGGUCGACAGCAGGGGAUUGUGGGAGGCUCCCCAAAGCAAACCGACUAAGCGCAAGUUUUUGUGGAAAACUGGAGUUCCCCUGUUGACAGUCUACCAUGAGCUUCAGCAACCUAAAGGGUCCUCUGCUUGUGCAAAGGCUCCAUGCGAACUCUGCCAGCUGACUAAAAAUAACCUGGUUGGAUUCACCUGUGCUUGUCCAGAUUCUAAAGUGCUAUUGCCAGAUGGGAAUUGUGACUUUUUGAGGUUUAUUUAUGCUACAAUUACAACUAUCAACUUGUUGGAGUUCAGAGGUGGACAGCACUCUGAAACCCAGCUCUUCAACACAGAUGAUGGGAUCCUGUCCUUUGAUCUUGACUGGUACAGAGACUGGCUCUACUGGGCCAAUGAAACGGGUCACGUCAAACGCAAAAAGAUGGCCCAGGUGCAGAUUGAAGUCAUUCCAAUGCCUCUGCCUGUUUGUCUAAUAAGUUUGGACCAGCAAAAUGAAAAUCUUUAUUGGGUGUCAUGUGACCAAAACACCAUUGGCACCACGACUAGUGGGAAAAACUACCCCAAACGCCUGUACCACACAACACUGGAAAUACACAACCUGUACCUCGACUGGCUAAGGAGUAAACUGUUCUGGAUGGAGGAAGAUCGUCUCUACAGUAUGGACUUAACAGGAGGCAAAGCCGAACUGCUGCUGAAAAUAGCAGAAGGGGUCAGGGGCGACAUUAGCUUUGACCUCAGAGCCAGCAGUCUGCACUGGAGCUCUGAAAGAGGCCUGGUAACACUGAGUUUGUUGAAGGAGACAACUCACCAAGCUGGAAAGAGAUGGAACGUCUCUGGCUCUGUAAUGGCGGCUUUUGAGCCUUUCCUGUUGUCCUUGUCUGAUCAUGUGAUCACUCUGUGGAAUCGACGCAAUGGGAGCAUCAUACAAGAUGUCAAAGUUAAAGGUCAUGUUCUGAGUGUCAUCCCUGCACUCGGGAACAUUAAAACAGUGCCUGAUCCUCCAGUAUGCAAAGAGCCGUCCAUGUUGUGCCGACACUCAUCCAUUUGCCUCCCAAAUUCCCAGGUUUGUGAUGGGAAGAGAGACUGUCCAGAUGGAGAUGAUGAAGAAUUUUGUGUAGUCACAUGUCCAUCCAAAGGGGAAUUCAAGUGCAAGGACAGAAGAUUUUGUAUCUCUCAAAGCCUUGUGUGUGACGGCCGUUCUCACUGUCGGGACGGCUCGGAUGAAGUUGACUGCCCCACUUUGGUCGCUCCUGUACCUCUGAAAAAUGUCCUCAAGUGUCAGAUGGGGUCGAAAGCAUGCAACGACGGCACUGAAUGUGUUUUACUCAGUCAUGUAUGUGAUGGAGAGCAGGACUGUAGAGAUGGUUCGGAUGAAUUGGGCUGUGAAACGGAUGCGCCACCAAGUACCCGCCCUCCGGCGGUACCAGCCUGCAUCAGCCCCUCUGUUCUCUGCCCGUCCACAUCCACACACAUCUGCAUUUCUCAAAGUCAAUUUUGCAAUGGCGUUAAAGACUGUCCAGAUGGCUUUGAUGAAAAGAGCUGCUUGGAAAAGUGUGUCUCAAGAACUGAUUUUCUAUGUAAAGACCGUAGAAGCUGCGUUUCAAAGAUCCUGGUCUGUGACGGCCGCUCUCAUUGCCACGAUGGUUCAGAUGAGGUCAACUGUGCGAGUGAAGGUCCACAAGCUCCUCAGAAACCCAAGCUGAAGUGUCGCUUUGGCUCCAAGCUGUGCAGAGACGGGGCGGAGUGUGUCCUCCUGAGUCACGUCUGUGACGGAGAGGCAGACUGUCAGGAUGGAUCAGAUGAAGAACAGUGUGAUGUUGCAGAGACUAAGGCUGCAGAAAAAGACUUGAAUAUACCCCCUCCCAUCAUCCCAUCAGCCACUCCCACAAAGGCAGCGUGCAGCAGCCCUUCAGUUCUGUGUCCAGGUUCUUCUUUAUGCAUCAAACCCACACAGAUGUGUGAUGGAAGAAGAGACUGCCCUGAUGGAUCUGAUGAGAAAUGUUUGAAAAGAUGUCCUUCUGCAUCGGAGUUCCUCUGCAAAGACCGUCUGAGCUGCGUCUUAAAGAAUCAGGUGUGUGAUGGUCGCUCUCACUGCCUCGAUGGUUCAGAUGAGUUGAACUGUCCGAGCACGGCUGCUCUUCCUAAAUCUUCAAACGUGCUGAAGUGCCGUUUGGGGUCAACGCUGUGUCGAGAUGGGACAGAAUGUGUCCUCCUGAGCCACAUCUGUGAUGGAGAGACGGACUGUAAAGAUGGAUCAGAUGAAGAAAAAUGUGAUGCUGCAGAGAAAGCUCCUUCAACUUCUAUGAAAACUGAGGUCAUGAGUUUGUCUCCUCCACUGAUCCCGUCAGUCACUCAGGCUCCCAAAAAGCCAGCGUGCAGCAGCCCUUCAGUUCUGUGUCCAGGUUCUUCUUUGUGCAUCAAACUCACACAGAUGUGUGACGGAAAGAGAGAUUGUCCUGAUGGAUCUGAUGAGAAAUGUGUAAAAAGAUGUCCUUCUGCAUCUGAUUUUCGCUGCAAAGACCGUAGAAGAUGCGUUCCCAGGAGGCAAGUGUGUGACGGCCGUGCUCAAUGCCACGACGGCUCAGAUGAGCUUAACUGUGUUGGUGAGGCUCCAGUUGCUCCAAAGAAAGCUGAUCUGAAAUGCCGCGUGGGCUCCAGACUCUGUCGGGACGGCACAGAAUGUGUUCUGUUUAGUCACGUCUGUGACGGCGAGACAGACUGUCAGGAUGGAUCUGAUGAGGAAGACUGUGAUGAAGUGGAGAGGACUGCAGAGACUCCAAAGCCAUCCUGUAGCUUUCCCUCUGUUCAGUGUCCAGAUUCGGCUGUUUGCAUAAACCCAGCACAGUUAUGUGACGGAAUAAGAGACUGUCCGGAUGGGUCUGAUGAGGCCUGCGUGAAAAACUGUGCUGAUGAGAGUGACUUCCUCUGCAAAGACCGCCGCAGCUGCGUCUCUAAGAGUCUGCUUUGCGACGGGCGCUCUCACUGCUACGACGGCUCAGACGAGGCCAACUGUCGGACCGAGGCGGCCCCCGAGUCAAAGUCUGAGGUGCUGCAGUGCCGCAUGGGCUCAAGACCGUGUGAUGAUGGCCGAGAGUGCGUCCUGUACAGUCAUGUAUGUGACGGGGAGGAAGACUGCCUGGAUGGAUCUGAUGAAAAGGGAUGCCAAGAAGACUGCAAGCAAGGAGAAUUUCAGUGUGCUCAUGGGAAAAUGUGCAUUCCUGAGUCGGAGGUGUGUGAUGGGAGGCCACAGUGUCGGGAUCGGUCUGACGAACUGGAUUGCUGGGAGAAAACAAAGGGCUGCGAGUUCCGCUGUGCUGAUGGCAAACGCUGCAUCCCUAAGAAAUUCCUCUGCGAUGGAGAGAUGGACUGCCUGGAUGGGUCAGAUGAGAUGGGAUGUGACUCCAGUCCUCUUGAACCAACAGGGUCUACUGUUCCCACCUCAGUUUGUGCUGCUCCGUCAGUCCUCUGUCUGGGUUCUUCUGUGUGCAUCUCUCAAAAGCAGCUGUGUGAUGGGCGAAGAGACUGUCCGGAUGGAUCUGAUGAGGAGAGCUGUGUGUUUAAAUGCCAAAAUGCAGAGGACUUUUUAUGCAGUGAUCACAGAAGAUGCGUCUCCAAGAUCCACGUGUGUGACGGCCGUGCUCACUGUCCGGAUGGAUCAGAUGAGAAACAGUGUCAGACAGCAGACCUUACCCCAACCACCUCUAUCAGUGUUCCAAGUGUCAAAACUGAACCUGUGAAAUGCCGCAAAGGUUUCAAAGCGUGCAAAGACGGUUUAGAGUGUGUGAUGUACAGCCACGUGUGCGACGGAGAGCAGGACUGUAAGGAUGGGUCAGACGAAGAUGGAUGCGAGACUCUAUGCAAAACAGGUGAGUUCCAGUGUGCCCAUGGCAACAGAUGCAUCCCACAGAAGGGGGUGUGCGAUGGGCAGAGGGACUGUCAGGACGGCUCUGAUGAAAUGGAUUGUUCAAGUCAAAUUGAGGGCUGCCAUCACCGCUGCGACAACAACACUCGCUGCGUACCACAGACCUUCCUGUGUGAUGGCGAGAGAGAUUGUGCCGAUGGCUCGGAUGAAGAAAAAUGUGGUUUGGUUCCCUGUUCUUUUUACCAGUUCCGCUGUGCCAGUGGGCAAUGUGUGUCCGAAGCUCUGAGGUGUGAUGGAUAUCCUGACUGCAGUGACCGCUCCGACGAAGCGGGCUGCGCCAAAUCCCCUCGCUGCCCGGCACAGCUGCAGUGCCCACACAGUCAUGAAUGCCUGCAGAAAGAGUGGCUCUGCGAUGGGGAUGAAGACUGCAAAGAUGGAUCAGAUGAAAAGAACUGCAACGCUCCUCCAGCAAAGUGCAGAGACUACCAGUGGCCGUGCAGAGAUGGCAGUAAAUGCAUUCCUCUCUCUUGGAGAUGUGAUGGGAAGGAGGACUGUCACGAUGGCACAGAUGAGGAAAAAUGUCUGCAGAGAAAAUGCCCCUCUCAUCUUUACCAGUGUGGCAGUGGGGAGUGUCUUGACCCCAGCUUGGUGUGUAACGGCCUCACAAACUGUGCUGACAGUUCAGAUGAAGGUGUGGAAUGUUCUCGUCACAACUGCUCCAGUCCCUCAUCUCCUCUGUGUGACCAGCGAUGCAUGAGCACUCCCAGAGGGCCGAGGUGUUACUGCACUGCAGGGUUCAAACUGCAACCUGGCGCCACUUUCUGCGUGGAUGCUGAUGAGUGCAGUUCAGCCGCUGCUCCAUGUAAACAUAGCUGUGUGAACACCAGAGGGUCUUACACCUGUCGCUGCCACCCAGGCUUCUACCUGGAGCCAGAUAACAAAAGCUGCAAGACCAAAGACGAGCCUUUGCUUCUGGCCUCAGUGCAGUCGGAGCUGUUGCUUCUCGGGGUUCACAGUGGCAGCUUAAAGCUUCUUUCUACUGCUAACCGGCCUGUCUUCUCUGUGGAUUAUGACUGGGCUCAAAGGAGAGUUUACUGGCUGAGCCCGACAUUCCAAAGCAUCCGCUGGGCUGACAUGAAAAACUCCAACAAAGGGACUCUGAUAAAAGGUGUGAAGUCGGAUGCCAUUGCGGUGGACUGGGUUGGUAAGAAUCUGUACUGGGUGGAAGGACUGCUUGGACAGAUUUUGGCGGUGAAGCUGAGCGCUUCCAUAGUCCGGUCUCAGGACUACACUGUGGUUCUGGGUGAAGACCUGGAGCAGCCGAGCUCACUGAUGCUGCUUCCAUUUAAAGGGUUCAUGCUGUGGUCUGAGAUUGGUAGCACCCCACAGAUCAAGCGGUCUGGAAUGGACGGUUCAAAGAGGAAGGUGUUGGUGAGCCACAACUUGAGUUGGCCAGUGAGUCUGGCUUAUGAUCUCCUUGAUGACCGGGUGUACUGGGCUGAUGAGAAGCUUCACUGCAUUGGGUCAUCCUCUCUGGACGGAGAAGACAUAAAGAUCCUCCAGUUGGCUGAAACUCCAAGUCCAUUCUCAUUGGCAGUUUUCAAUGACCGUGUUUUCUGGUCUGACACAAAGAGAAGAACCAUCCGCUCAGCUGACAAGAAGACGGGUAAAGAUCAGAAAGUUCUUCUGAAGAGGCCUGGACAGCCAUUUGGACUGAGGUUGAUGCAUGCCCUUUCCCAGCCAGCUCUGCCCAACCCCUGUGUGUAUCUCCACUGCUCCCACCUGUGCCUCCUGACUCCUGCAGCUCAAAGCAAAUCUGCGGCAGCAGAAUCCCCCGCAGCAGUCUGCCGAUGUCCAAAGGGCCUGCUGCUCUCCCAGGAUAAGAGAACCUGCUCUCUGCCUGAGGAGUCCUCUUUCAUCCUGCUUUUGUCUCAUCACACAGUCUAUCAGAUAUAUUUGCGCUCCAUGCGUCAUGAGGGAAUCGCACUGAAAAAGAUGCCCAACGGCCGAGAUUUCCCCCUAUCUGAAGAAAAAGAGCCGCUGGGUUUGGACCUUUCCAUUCCUCAGCUUUCUCUGUUUGUGGUUUAUGCAAAAGACUCUGUAAAUGUGUUGAAACUAAGCAGCUCCAAUUCAAAACCAGAACUCUCACAAGCUGGACAAAUUCUGAAACUAAUGCUGAAUGAGUCAGUCACAGCUCUAGCAGUCGACUGGGUGACAUCCAAUCUGUUCUGGAGCAGCAGUGAGAGGCCCGACGUCCAUGUCACGUCGAGUGACGGCCACACAACCUCUCUGCUUCAGAAGUCUCUGAUGGGCAUCACUUCAAUCGCUCUUCAUCCCCUCUCAGGUAGAUUGUGCUACAUUGCAACAGUGAUAAAGGAGUUGAAAGGUCAGACUGAGGUAGACUGUGCAUGGAUGGACGGACAUAACAAAGCAGUGCUGUGGAAGAAGUCCAGCGUCCCCAUUUCCCUGGUCUUCUCCAGUGAAGGAACCAUCAUCUACUGGGCUGACUCUGGUGAAGGUGUAAUCAGCUCUAUUGGUGUGGAUGGAUCAGGGUACCAGGAAUACAAGACGGGGUCUAAUCUGCUGGUCUCCUUCACGCGCAUUGAGAACGUCCUUAUCUGGGCAACCCGAGACAAAGAUGUGACCAAACUGUGGUUCAGUGACGGGCUGCAGCCCAAACAACUGUGGUUCGAGACAAAAACCAAAGUGCUGGAAGUCAGAGCCUACAAUGAGAGCCAGUCAGGAAAAAAUGGCUGCUUCAACAAUGGAGGCUGUUCACACCUGUGCUUGCCUUAUCCUGGAGGACGCUCUUGUAAAUGUGGACAGGGCUUCUACAGCAUCAAUGUCACUUCCUGUGCCCCGCUCCCCUCCUGCCCCACCGGAGAAGAAGCUUGCCUCGAUGGCAGCAAAUGCUUUAGCCGCACCAAGAUCUGUGACGGAUAUGUGGACUGUCCAGAUCAUUCUGAUGAAUGGGAUUGCCUAAGCUCCACAUCUUCAGGUCCCAAAGUUGGUGACGUCAUGAAGAACUCUAUCCUCCCCAACAAAGACUCAGUUUCCUGUGAUCUGAAGCGCUGUAACGGCCAUGGCAGCUGCAUCAGGCAAGGCAAACUGACCAGCUGUAAAUGUGCAGCGGGAUACAAAGGAGAGUUCUGUAAGGAUCGAGACCGUGGACAAAGCCAUCCUGCUGUGAUCCUGGUUUCCUUCUUCCUGGUUACUGGAGUUGUUGUGGCUGCUUUUGUUCUAUCUAAAAGGAUGAGCUGGAAGCUCUUUGGAAACAAAUCGGCUGAUAAAGAAACUCUUAUGGCCAACAUGGGUCUGCCUGAAAACGAUUCCGACUCGGAGGAACUGGAGUCUCCAGUUGACAUAAAGAGUCCCCUGCAGUCAAAGUCUGUCACCUGAAUGUUGUUUUUAUGACAAGUGCUUAAUAACAUGUCAACUAUUUUUCUUGUAAUAAACGAGAUGAAUGGUGAAAAUAAAGUUUUAAUGAGUCUCAGUAGAA